Macadamia integrifolia is the source of this 2329-nucleotide messenger RNA. RefSeq names its product probable disease resistance RPP8-like protein 4. Gene Ontology annotation, biological process: protein folding. The record is from RefSeq and is a predicted model, not a curated record. The transcript is spliced from 2 exons. The coding region runs from base 1341 to 1940 and encodes 199 amino acids. Gene Ontology annotation, molecular function: alpha-tubulin binding. NCBI's taxonomy places the organism in Eukaryota, Viridiplantae, Streptophyta, Magnoliopsida, Proteales, Proteaceae.
AGAAGCCUUUGUGAAAUCCUUUCUCCAACGAUUGAGUUCUCUAAUAUUGCAAGAGAAUGAAGCUUCUCCAGGUCUGCAAGAUCAAAUAAAAAAGCUGCAGAACAGACUUGAAGAGAUUGGAAGCUUUCCUGGGGAAGGAUGUGGCAGCAAACAUGAAGAUGGUUUGGUUUGCAAUUGGGAGAGCGAUUUGAUAGAAACAAUACAAAAUGCAGACAUUUGUACCGAUCAAUAUGUCACCACGAUUAGAAGUCAAGAUGUGUCUGAUCAGGAAGUCUCAAUUGUGCAGUUUUGCUGUGAAUUAGAGAAGAUCGAUGAACAUCUUGCCUGAAUAUUUUCAGGCCAAAGGUCUCAACUCAACAUGCCACCCUCAUUGGAAGAGAAACAGAAAAGAAAAGUUCUUCUGGUGAGGAAUCUCUUGAUCCCUUUGUAUUGAAUUAUAGAAACUUGACUUCUUAUCUCAGAUACUGCUUAUUCUACUGUUCUCUUUACCCUGAGAUAAGUAGAGGAAAGUUGGUUAGGCUAUUGGUGGCUGAAGGUAUGUUGCAAAAAAAAGCAGGGGAAGUCAUGGAGGAUAUAGCUGAAGAAAAUAUCAAUGAACUGGUAGACCAUGGAAUGCUUCAAGUUCAUAUCGGCUUUGAGUAUGAACUCAAAGUUGUUGACCCUUAUCAAAGAAUCUUUCAACUUAAGCUGCAUCAAGGAGAAAAUCUGAAUUUGGCUUCAGAUUCUAAUUUUCCUCAGGGUUUACACAUUGUUUGGAUCCACUAUCACGGUGAGAUUGUCACAACAAGCUUGAAUGAUCAACCAAUUCGAUCAUUAAUUGUCAUUCCAGCCAAGGGAAUUUAUUCUAAAGGAUUAGUUCCACAUGAGUAUUGGUAUAAUGGAAUUCGUGAUGACCACUGGGCCUCCAUUAGAAGUGCCUUGUAUACCUUAAAGUUUUUGAGGGUUUUGGACUUGGAGGCUCUUAAAAUCAAGAGCUUACCAGAAGAAAUAGGAGAUCUUAUAUAGUUGAGGUACCUAGGCUUAGGAAGUUCAGCACUGGAUGAAAUUCCAGAGAGCAUAGGAAAUCUUCAAAACACACAAACUUUGGAUAUUAGAUGGCUUGGAAUGCUGAGGGUAUUGCCAAGUAGUGUUCUGAAUCUUCUCUAGUUGAGGCACCUUUUGUUGCCAAAGAAUGAAAUAAAAGUCUCCACAGGUAUAGGCAUAUUAACAAACCUCCAGAGUUAACUGCUUAAUUCCUAAGACCUGGCAUCAUCGAAGAGUUCACUAGUUUGACUCAACUCAGAGAACUGGAAUUGAAUGAUGUAUCCCAAGAACAUGCCAGUGAGCACUCUGCUUGUAUUAUGAAUAUGAGAGGACUCCUCUGUCUGACUAUAUUUGGUGAAGAUGACAAAAUGUUGCCCACAUUGAACCCGUUUUCGCCCCCACUGUUUAUGACAGAACUCUGCUUAUGCGGGCGUCUAGUUGAUCUUCCUGAUUGGAUCGGUUCCAUGGUGAGCCUCACUAAGUUAAAAUUAGGCAAUUCCUUUCUACCUGAGGAAGCAAUUUCUGUACUUCAGUUUCUUCCUAACUUAAACCAUCUAAAUUUGAUUAAUGCCUGCGACACCAAACAAAUAGGCAAGGAGUUUCGUCUGGUGGGUGGAUUUCCAAAGCUAGAGGCACUCAUAAUCACUUCAAAAAAUCUAUUUGAAUGGACUGAGAUCAAAAAGGAGGCAUUGCCAAGCUUAGCAUACCUUAACUUCCAUAAUUGUUCAAGAUUGAUGAGUCUUCCAGAAGGCUUGCAAUAUGUUACCACGCUAAAAGUAUUGCAGAUGCUUCCAUUGCACCCAGAUCUUGAACAGAAGUUGAAACCUGGUGGAGGCAAAGAAAAUAACAAGAUCAAACACAUCCCCCAAAAGCAUUUUUUCUCUCCAUCCGCAUUAACAUGGGUCACAUUGGAGUAAUAUGAGCUACUUCCGACAUCUACAAAUGGAUUCGUAUCUUAAACUAUGGCAGCCAAGCUUGGAAUGCCUCCAUUUCCAUUGUUCAUGAUGGAUGACACUUCCCAAAGGAUUAUAAUAUACCAAACUGUUUCAAUCAACGAAUUACUCUCUGAACCUUUAUCAUGAAAAGAGGUCUAAUUUGGCUGAAGCAAAGAGAAUUAUAAGACCAAACACAAGCCGUUUGUGAACUUCUUCAUAUCACUAUAUCUCGCAUGGCAUAGGUACCUAAUGGAUUAUUUUGUUAAAUAGAUUUCGGUACAUUUCUAUUCAAUGAGGGAUUUUCUUAUUGACACCCUUAUAGGUCAAUUAAUUUGUAACCUUAUUUUUCUGUCUUCUUAAUAACACAUUUC